This is a messenger RNA of Nerophis lumbriciformis (worm pipefish), 3544 nucleotides long. RefSeq names its product leucine-rich repeat and fibronectin type-III domain-containing protein 5-like. Gene Ontology annotation, molecular function: protein binding. The record is from RefSeq and is a predicted model, not a curated record. NCBI's taxonomy places the organism in Eukaryota, Metazoa, Chordata, Actinopteri, Syngnathiformes, Syngnathidae.
AGAACGGCAACAUCACAAGACACACAGCAAAGAGUGAAAAAAACUGAAGAGUUUCACCAGCACCCUCAUCAAUACCAAUCUACGGUAACAUGUGAAGCCUCAAGUAGACUGACGUCUGCUUUCACAUCUCUCAAGUGUGCGGCCCUCAGUGGAAAACGUUUGGACACCCCUGGCCUAACCCGACGAGGCUGCAAAAUAAAGGUGUCCGGUUCGGGUGGGGUGGUGACCAUGGAGAGGCUGUUGCUGUGUGUGAUGUUGGCAGCUGCCAUGGCAGUACGGGCGCAAAUCUGCCCGAAGCGCUGCGUUUGUCAGAUCCUGUCACCCAACCUGGCAACACUUUGUGCCAAGAAAGGUCUACUUUUUGUUCCGCCAAACGUCGACAAGCAUACCGUGGAACUAAGGCUGGCUGACAACUUUGUCACCAGUGUGAAGAGGAAAGACUUUGCAAACAUGACACGGCUGGUGGACUUAACGCUAUCCAGAAAUACUAUCUCCUACAUCACACCUCAUGCCUUUGCAGAUCUGGAGAACCUCCGAGCCCUGCAUCUCAACAGUAAUCGUCUGACGAGGAUAUGCAAUGACACCUUCAGUGGGAUGUCAAAGCUUCACCACUUGAUUUUGAACAACAACCAGCUGGUGCUGAUCCACCAGGGAGCUUUUAAUGACCUGCUGGCACUUGAAGAAUUGGAUCUCAGUUAUAACAACCUGGACUCUAUUCCAUGGGAGGCCAUCCAGAGAAUGAUAAGCCUCCAUACCAUGAGUUUGGACCACAACAUGUUGGACUAUAUUCCAGAGGGGACAUUUUCUUUGCUACAGAAACUCAACCGCCUCGAUGUCACAUCAAAUAAACUUCAAAAGCUCCCACCGGACCCUCUUUUUCAGCGUGCACAGGUUCUGGCCACAUCUGGGAUCAUGUCCUCCUCAACCUUUGCAUUGUCAUUUGGGGGAAACCCUCUGCAUUGCAACUGUGAGCUACUUUGGCUGCGAAGGCUUAACCGCGAGGACGACUUGGAGACGUGUGCUUCACCCCAGCACCUCUCUGGACGAUACUUUUGGUCCAUUCCCGAGGAGGAGUUCCUGUGUGAACCCCCGCUCAUCACCCGAUACUCACAUGAGAUGAGGGUCUUGGAAGGGCAGAGGAUCUCACUAAGGUGUAAGGCACGAGGUGACCCAGAGCCGGCCAUCCACUGGAUAUCCCCUGAUGGCAAACUGGUCUCCAACUCCUCCAGGACUCUGGUCUACGCCAAUGGAAGUUUGGACAUCCUCAUUAGUACUGUGAAAGACACAGGCUCCUUCACCUGCAUCUCCUCCAACCCGGCUGGCGAAGCCCACCAAACCGUAGACUUGGUUAUCAUAAAACUCCCGCACAUCUCCAACAACACAAACAACAUCCAGGAGCCCGACCCUGGAUCAUCGGACAUUUCCACAUCCACCCGAAGCGGAUCCAAUGGAAGCAAUGUAACCGGCGACGUGAAGGGUGCGGUCGAAAAGAGGGUGGUGACCGUGGAGGCCACGUCCUCAACGGCGUUGAUCAAAUUUAACUUCCAGAGGAAUAUUCCAGGCAUUCGGAUGUUCCAGAUACAGUACAACGGGAGCCAAGAUGACUCACUAGUGUACCGAAUGAUCCCUCCAUCCAGCCAGAGCUUCCUGGUCAACAACCUAGCAGCGGGAAGCCAGUACAACCUAUGCGUGCUCGCCAUCUACGACGACAUCAUCACCUCCCUGACUGCAACCCGCGUGGUCGGCUGCGUGCAGUUCACCACAGAGUCGGAGUAUAUGAGGUGCCAUUUCAUGCAGUCCCAGUUCCUCGGCGGGACUAUGAUCAUCAUCAUUGGAGGGAUUAUAGUGGCUUCUGUGCUCGUGUUCAUAAUCAUCUUGAUGAUACGGUAUAAGGUGUGUAACCCAGGAGAGGGUGUUAAAGGCAUGUCAAUGUCGAUGACCACCGUUCACUCUCAGACCAACCGGCAGCAGUCGCAGAGAUGCAGUGUGACUCCCAGCACCUCCAAGCAAGGCUCAAUCGGAUUGGACGAAUUCUCGGGAGGCUCAAAGAAGAGGAGCGGAGGGACGGGCGGGAAAGAUGUGACGACGCUUUCGUCCAAUUCCUCUCUGCCAGACGGCUCCACCGCCAUGUCUGUUCUCAGCCAGCAAUGGACAGGCUGAGGACCUGGUGCGGAGAGAGCUCACUCCGGCGUCUCCUCGCCCACCGCCACCAGACCCAAGCGGAAGCCGGCGCCGGGUAAACCAGGCUCAACUUGUUCAAACACGUCAGCCGGCGCGGAAAACCUCCCCUGUUUGUCCCCUCGCUCCUCCUCCACUACUUCGUCCGUACUCCCCGCGCCUUCCACCCCUCUCGAUACCCUCAACACCAACCGCAACAACUCCACCUCGUUUAACCAAGCUCUGCCUCCUCUCGCCGCCAGUCCCAACGUCCGCUACCGAGAAACCCCCAUACUGCGCCGAGCUCCGCGCGCCCACACCUCCUCCGCUGCUAAGUACCAGACUCUCCCAGCGGAGGAGGGCGGGCGGAGCAGGGCGAGGAGGAGGUACUCGCUCAGCGAGGGAGGCUCCAAGACACUCUCGUCCCAUAGAGGGAUUGCAGGAGCACCAAGGUUAGGACGCAUAGUGCGGGACAAAAGGAGUCAAUCCAUGAGUGGGAUGCUCCUCUCCAAAGAAGGGGAUGGAGACUCCAGUAGAGGGCGCUGUGAUUCGGACUGGAUCUUGGAAAGCACAGUUUGAACUGGAACCAGAGAACAAUCACACACUCUUAUGUUAUUUUGGGAGUUUUGACUUGACACCGGUGUGUGUGUGUGUGUGUGUGUGUGUGUGUGUGUGUGUGUGUGUUGUUUCUAUCUAGUGUGAGCAUAUUUGUGUCCAUGUUGUUUUGCUAAGGAUGCAAGGAUGAGUGAGCAGGUGUCCUCAAUUUUUUUUCUCAACGUCAUCACGUUUCACCGCGAUUGUCCGGUUUCUACUCUGACAGUCCGGAGCAAGUGGGUUAUCUUGCCUCGUCUCGUCCUCAACUCGUCUCGUCGGUUCCACUUUAUAGCACAAGAAGAGAAGAAGACGACGGGCUCGUCACGUCAUUUCCCCGGUACUUACUCACUCGGUCUGCAAAUAACACAAAAAGGGAAUUCUUGCUGGGGAAACAAAGAAAAAGUCCCGUCCAAGAACUACGCCGCACGCCAUCGGACAGUCACACCCGGACAGGAAGUGUGUCGACAGGUGCCUUCUUUUGCACAAAGACACUCUCUAAUUGGAAGUGGAUCUCCAACAUGCUCCAGUGAGCAAAGAGCGGACAUUCAGAGGAAGACAAAGUUUUCACACAUAGCCUUUCUUCCCUACAUGAGGGAUAACGGUGACAAAGACACACGACCAGGUGGCGACUUUAUGGACCUCAUAUGAAAGGGAUAUUUUUUAAAAGGGAAGAAUAUAAAGAAGAAGAAAAAAAAAAGCUUUUCACUGACAUUGGUAUACUACUGGUUGGUCACAAAGCUCAUGUACAGAAAAAGACAACAUGUACUGUGUUGUUAUGUUGUGUCAAAUAAAA